Molecule: messenger RNA, 5529 nt
Organism: Trifolium pratense (red clover)
Lineage: Eukaryota; Viridiplantae; Streptophyta; Magnoliopsida; Fabales; Fabaceae
Exons: 1
Coding region: 1411-2145 (244 amino acids)
Source: RefSeq, a predicted model, not a curated record
AGUGCUAAAUUUCAGUGAUUUUACCUAUACAUUUUAAGCACUUAUUGACUUAUUUUAUAAGUCAUUUGAUGUAAAACCCUCAACUAUUUGUAAAUAUUAGUAUUUACUAGCAAAUUAGUAUUUUAACUAUUUUCACAUAUUUUCCCUUACUUUUGUAGGUUUUAGCUAUUAUAUAUUAAUUAUAUAAGAUACAUAUUAUUAUAUUAUGAUUAAUGUUUAUUUAUGUGUUAAUAGAUCAAAAAAGAAGUGCAAGGAUACAAUUACAAGUAGGCUUAAAAAGAAAAAGGAAACAAUGCGGUCCAAUUGGAAAAGAGGAGCAGAGAGUUAAGUUGCAGACACCACCGUUUUGCUUUCUUAAUACUAAAGGAAUUGCAUACUUAAGUGAUAUAUUAGAAAAAGCCUAUAAAAAGCAAUCAGUGGUCAUUCAUUCAUUCUUACACUCUCAUACACACGAGAGAACAGAGAGUUAAAAACAGAGGGGAAAGACAGAGAGUGAGCAUAGAACGACGGAGGAAACGAGUUGGAUGCACACCAACUGUUCGAGAAAUCAACCGGUGUUGUUAUUUCAUCUAUUUUCUUCUCAUUUGUGUAAACUAUCAUGAUAAUGAGUAGUUAAAGACACUUUUGUUGGGAUUAGGUGUAAAUUACUCUAUUAGUAUGUGUUUCUAUUGAUCAUGGUUUUAUAUAUGGUUUUAGUUGUCUCUCAAUAUUGAUGUUAUCUUUGUUUUCAUUGUUUUAAUCUCUGAUUUGAAUUGUUAUAGACAUAUACCUUUUGAAUCUAAGAACUAGGAUAAUAUCUAUUGAACUCUAAAUUCUAGACAUAGAUUUAGGUUUAAUAUUCACUUAGAGUAUCGAAUCUUAAUGCUAUUGUAUUGAUUGAUGACCCGAGACAUCGGAUGUUAAUAGAUGCAAUAGAUAUCUCGAUGUUAUCUGGACACGGAAACGUUCGACGAGCGAUACGUGAUAAUAUUGAUAGAUGACUAGAACCUGUGUAGCUGAUUAGGGGAAUAUGUAUGAAUGAGUGAUUGAAAUCUAAUCCCAGCAAUUUAAUCUCUCUGUCAAAUUAAUCAUCUUUACUACUUUCAUAUUUUCUCGAACUUUCACAAACAAUCAUCUUCAAAACCAUUCACUUGAAAUUAUAUUAAUUGUUGAACGGCAUCGAUAUCGCAUCAGUCCCUGUGGAGACGAUAAAAACAUACUUACUUUUGUACUUCAACAAAAUGGCGCCGUUGCCGGGGAUUGACGUUUAGAUAUUGGAGCAUUGCAACAAUUUAUAUUCUUUUAAGUAUUUGUGUAUAUUUGUUUAUAUUGUAUAGUUUUUCUUGUACUAAUCCUUCUUUGCUAGACAAAAAAAAAUUGUUUUUCUUGUUUGUUAAAUCCUUUUUCAGAUUUCCCAUUAAAAGUUAAACCAUGACUGAUCGUGGUUAUUACAACUUCUAUACUCCGGGUGAGUAUGAAUCAUAUCAACAGUUUCCUCCUUAUAAUUAUGGGCAAACUUCAGAGGCUAGAUUGGAGGAGACCAUGAUUAAAUUCAUGGAAAUGCAGCAGCAACAAAACCAACAGUGGCAAGACCAACACCAACAAUAUCUGAAAAACAGUCUUGCACGGGCCAAAAAUUUGGAAAAUCAGCUUGUUCAGUUGGCUAAACAGUUAGCCAAUAACAAUAACCAAGGAGGAACAUUUCAAACCAACACACAAACCACUCCUGACGAGAAAGAUAAUAUUCUAAAUGAGGAAAGUGAAGAGAGUGUGGAAGGUGUUGAAAACAAUGAGGAGGAAAGAAUGUUCGAAGGAUGUGGUGUAAAGAAAAUAGUGAAAGAAAUAGAUACACCGCAUGAAGUUGAACUUCCUCAAGAAUUGCCAUGUACGGUGGAAGCUAACACUGUUGAUAAGGAACAAGUGAUGAUGGUUGCGGAGGAAAAUGAAGGAUUAUUUAGCAAGGAAGAAUCAUGUGAACAAAAGAAGGAGAUGGAAAACAAGGCGAAGGUUGAUCGAGUCAUAGAUGAAAUUUGUGCCUUGUUUAAUAAAAAAGAAUUAGGGAGGAUAUGGACUCCGCAACAUUUAUAUCUAAAAUUCAUGGAGUUCCUCCAUAACCGAAGGAAAAAGACGGAUGAUGUGCUUUCCGUCUCAUUUUGGCCACCCUAACCAAAAAGGCGUCAAGCUAGUGACGUUAAAGAAGCGCUUGUUGGGAGGCAACCCAAUUUUCUAUCAUUACUAUUUAAUUUUUGCAAUUUAUAAAUUUAGUAUAUUUAGGCAUGUUUUGAAAGGUUUUAAAUGAGCCAAAGUUGAACCAUCAUGACUAUUUUGUGUUCAAUAUCAUAUAAAUUCAGGUUAUGCUACUGUGGUUAGUGAAACUUGUUUUGAAAGAUCAAAUAUCUAGCUUGUGCAUGUCUUAAUUUUUUAUUUUAUUUUUUUAGUUUUCAUUUAACCACAAUUGACUCCUGUGUUUGGAAACUCUCAAGCUCAACAUGGUAAACUCUGUGGACCUUUUUCUCCUAACAUAAGGCUGAUAUGCUAUCUUUGCACAGUUUUACUGCAUACCCUUUGCUUUGAAUUGUCCUUGCUGAAUGCUAGAAUUGUUUUACUUAAAUUGAAGCAUGACUAGUGAGAAGUAGAUGAUACCUUUUAAAUUAUGGACUUAUGUCAAGGACUGUUUUCUCUUAGAUUGAAUGUUGAUUAUGUUUUUGUUGCUGCCCUGCUAUUCUUAAAAGCUUACCUUGUUAAUAUGUUCAACUUUGGAUUGCAUAUGAGUCCUCUUAAUGAUGUUUCUAUAAGAUUCUUAGUUCUAAUCAUUUAUUGAAACUCAUAUUACUUUUGUGCUUUGUUGGAACUAAGGGGCAGUACUCUCUCUUGUCACAUGAAUUUGAACUUAUAAGUAGUUAGAACUGUGGCUUGGUAUUGACAUGUUGAAUUUGUGGUUAGAAUCUUGUGAGUCUAAAUGUUGAUUACUUAGAAAAAUUGCUACUGAUAGAUUUGAGGUUGCUAGCUCAUUUUAAUUGUGAUGGACACUAUCAUGAAUGCUUCUAGUUACUUUUGAGGUCAGUGAGUUAUUGUUCCAUUGAAGCUGAAUAAUGUCAUUUCAUAGUGCAUUCAUGAUUAUGCAUAUGCAGCAAGGCACACCAAUUCCUUUUGCUCGGCCUACACUUGAGAUCUUUGCUGCAUUUGUUAAAUGGCCUGGGGUCAGUCCACAUGUACUGGAGGGGGCAGCUCAUCAAAAUGAUGUUGAAGUUGGAGAUAAUAAUGAGCAAGAUGGAGGAGAGCAUGGAGCUUAAAGCACGCCAAUCCCAGUGAACUUUUACAGUUUUUAUUAUUAUUAAUUCAGUCUUUAAUUUCAGUUGACUAAUUUUGAAUAUGUUAGAUUCAUGAUGUUUGUGAAAUUUUGAAUAUGUACUCUGAACAUGUGGUACUUGGUUUUUUUUAUUUUUUUAUUUUUUAUUUUUUUGUUGAAUUAAAUGACAUUUGGUAAUUUAUAUUAUAUUAGUAAGUAGUUACUAUUGUGAAUAUUGUGAAUACUUUUUGAAAACAAGCUCACAUGUUUUUUUUUGAAGAUCCGAAAGACAGGUUUGUGGUAAACCAAUGAGCAAACAUGAUAAUUUUGAUUUGUAGAGCUUUAUGUCAACUUUUGAUUAAUGUUUGAAAUAUGCUUAGGAACUUAACAUGUUCUUGAAUUGUGUUGUUUGUCCUAAGAUGAUUCUCAUUAUUUUUGUUGAACAUGAUUGAAGCUUGUGUUAUCCAAUCUAGCCGGGUGAGAAUGUGUGAACUUUCCAUUGUUUACAUAAAUAUUUGAGAGCCGGCAAUUGUGUAUGCUCAUUUGAUUUUAACUUAAUCUUGUUGUCAUUAAUAUGUUUGAUGUUGUGGAUAUGAUCAAGGCCUUGUUUCUUUUUGAGUGAUAACUACUUGGCCAAAUUUAACCUACCUUGUGAGAUAGUGAUCUUUUGUGUCCCCAUUUGAGCCUUAAAUUUUGAAAAUUGUUUGUUUUAUAAACCCUGAAACCAAAAGAAUAGAAAAACAACUACUCUACCCUUGUCUUAGGAUAGGAGAGCAAUUGUAUUUCAUUAAGGGUUAUGUCAAGAUUCAAGUUGGGGAGAAGUAGGUUGAAAGUAAAAUAAAUAAAUUGGUUUGAAAAAGUAGUGAAUUGGUGAUUGAAAAUAUAAAAAAAAAAAAAAAAAAAAAAAUUGAAAAAUAGUUGUAUGACACAAUUGAAAUUCAAAAAAAAAAAAAUGAGAAAAGAAAAUAAGUUUUCUGAAGAAGUGUCAGAACAAAAGAAUCACCAGAAAAGAAAAAGGGGAAAGUGAAAGGGAGUGAAUGAAUCAUGAGAUGAAAUUAUGCUGGUUUUGUGCUCUCUUAUCCUUGAGGCUUUUUGAAUCCAUAGAAAAACAAUGACUUUUUGUAGCCCAGCCCCGUUACAAGCUUUAUGAAGUCCUUAGUGAUCCACGACUGAUAGCAUGUUUUGUUAUAUUGCUUGGAUGAAUGUUUGAAUUGAAUUGUUGCAUGCACAUUGCUUGGAUUGAGUGAAACACUUGCCCUUGAGUGAUAUAUUUGUGAGAAAUUUGUGAUAACACUUGAAUCUUAAUUGUUUGAUAAGAAUGUUGAGAAUUUUGCUUAGGCGUAGCAAUCACUUCAUGAUCAUGCUUUGUUUCUUUGAAUAUUUUAAGGAUUAGUCUUUAGUUGGCAUUGCUUUACUCAUGCUAGAAGAAGAAGAUUUUCAAACUUUGAUUGAUUACAAACCCACUCUUGAGAUUGCAAAUUUUGAGCUUGUCUAUAUUUUGAUAUUACCUUUUGUUUGAGGACAAACAAAGUCCUAAGUUGGGGAGAGUUGAUAAGUGCUAAAUUUCAGUGAUUUUACCUAUACAUUUUAAGCACUUAUUGACUUAUUUUAUAAGUCAUUUGAUGUAAAACCCUCAACUAUUUGUAAAUAUUAGUAUUUACUAGCAAAUUAGUAUUUUAACUAUUUUCACAUAUUUUCCCUUACUUUUGUAGGUUUUAGCUAUUAUAUAUUAAUUAUAUAAGAUACAUAUUAUUAUAUUAUGAUUAAUGUUUAUUUAUGUGUUAAUAGAUCAAAAAAGAAGUGCAAGGAUACAAUUACAAGUAGGCUUAAAAAGAAAAAGGAAACAAUGCGGUCCAAUUGGAAAAGAGGAGCAGAGAGUUAAGUUGCAGACACCACCGUUUUGCUUUCUUAAUACUAAAGGAAUUGCAUACUUAAGUGAUAUAUUAGAAAAAGCCUAUAAAAAGCAAUCAGUGGUCAUUCAUUCAUUCUUACACUCUCAUACACACGAGAGAACAGAGAGUUAAAAACAGAGGGGAAAGACAGAGAGUGAGCAUAGAACGACGGAGGAAACGAGUUGGAUGCACACCAACUGUUCGAGAAAUCAACCGGUGUUGUUAUUUCAUCUAUUUUCUUCUCAUUUGUGUAAACUAUCAUGAUAAUGAGUAGUUAAAGACACUUUUGUUGGGAUUAGGUGUAAAUUACUCUAUUAGUAUGUGUUUCUAUUGAUCAUGGUUUUAUAUAUGGUUUUAGUUGUCUCUCAA